Molecule: messenger RNA, 345 nt
Organism: Geodia barretti
Lineage: Eukaryota; Metazoa; Porifera; Demospongiae; Tetractinellida; Geodiidae
Source: the annotation of a GenBank genome assembly
ACUGUCUUGUGUGCUGUGUUUCCCCAAAUAGACAUUGAGAACAGAAGGACCAGCCGCACUAUAUCGAGGUUUCAUUCCAGCUUACCUCAGACUAGGGCCCUGGAACAUUAUUUUUUUUGUCACUUACGAAAAGUUAAAACGGGUGUUCUAAAGAUUCAGCUGAGCAAUCACUUACCAAGACCAGUUUCACAGGAUUAUAAUUACACAAACACUCCAAGAUUUAUUCAGUCAUUUUUGUUAUUCUUAUUUAUUGCAGCAGCACUUUACUUGUGUGUCAUUUUAUCGCCUAUCAUUAGUGUGUUGACAAUAAUGUCUAUAAAUCUACUCAUGAGAUUCAGUAGCUUG